AUGUCAUCACCAUCCGCAUCGACCAACAACAACAAUAACCAUCCAGCACCACCGCCUCAAGUCAGCUCGGAACAACAACCUAAUAGCACUAAAAAUGAAAAUACCGGCAAUGCAGCAGUAGCAUCUUCCAACACCGACAAUUCAUCCGGCACUGCCACACCUACGCCUACUCGUAAACGUACACGAGCUACAGCUGAGCAGCUAGCUGUGUUGGAGGAUACAUUUGCAGUCAACGUGAGCCCAAAUGGCAAGCUUCGUAAACAGCUCUCUGAGCGCUUACAAAUGAGUGAGAGAUCCAUCCAGAUUUGGUUUCAAAAUCGCCGUGCCAAGGUCAAGCAUAUGCAAAAGCGUGCUCAAAUGCAAAUGCAACAAGCCUCUUUACGUGCUCAAAUGUAUCAGUAUCAGCAAUACAAUGCCGCUGUUGCUGCUGCUGCUGCUAAUGGAGGAGGAGCAGGAGCUAUGAUGCCACCACCACCACCUCCUCCUGGUUAUCAUCAACAUCAUCAACAGCAUCAUCAUCCGUACUACUAUAGCCCUCGUGUACCCUUGCCUCCACGUGCUCAAAGUGCCGAAGCUUCAUACAUUGAUCAUCACCAUCAUCAUCGCUACCAUCCACAACAACAAGAAAGUGUUAAUCCACUUCCACAUUCGAUGCAUCAACAACAGCCAACAUCGGCUCCUAUGAUGCCAACGGAUAAUCAACAAGCUUGGCAAAUGGGUGAUGCGCACUAUAAUGCUAUGGCAAACGGUACAUCAGCUACGACAACAACCAGCAACAAUAUCCCAACCUUGAUUCCUGUGCCCAAUGCUGGUCCUACUGCUAUGUUAGCUACAGGGGAUUUACCUUCAUCUUCUGGUAAUGAUGGUGUACAUGGUUCAUCGUUAUCAUCAUCUCCAGCUGUUUCGGAUGGUUCAUUCUGGGGCGCAUCACCUGAUCAUCAACAUGCUGUUGACCCCGCCUUGGCUGUUCGGGCAUUGAGUGACCCUCCUAUUGUUACCACCAUUGAUCCCGCUAGCAUCAUGAUGACACCCCCCGAUACGAUGGAUCAUGCUGGCCAUGUCACCACCCAUUUGAAUGCAACCACGUUGACCAUUGGUACAUGGCAACGACUUAAGCUCCGUGCCAACGAUUUAACGUGUGUUUAUGAUGGGGAAAGUAAAAUCUUUUCCUGGCAGAUUGCCGACAAUGGUUGUCGCUUCAAGAUUGAUAUGGCUCUGGAUGCCGUGUCGAGUAUCGAGUUUGUGGAUAAUCCUAGUGAUGUCCUAGCCGAUGUUCAUUUUGAUAUUAGCGAGCCACCCUUAUUCUACAUGGAGCAAAAAAAGAGCAACGAGCAACAAGAGGAUGAGGAAAAGAAGCAACAACAAGACAACGACGACGACGACAAGAACAAUGAAAAAGACUGGGUCCAAUGCAGUGAUUUUACAGAAGGCAAACAAGCAUCACGCUUCUUUCGACAUUCGCUUAAAGGUGUUGCCCAUCAUCUUAAGCAAGAGCUUGUAAGUCUUACUGAAAAUCAUCCUGAGACGCAACGCUUGGUACGUUAUGCGAGUGUGAAUCAGCAACAACAGCAAGAGGAACAUGACUUUUGGCUUGCAGCGGCUAUUGCUGCAGCUGCUACAGGUGGACCCAGUAGUAGUGCAUCAUCACCCCCAAAUGCAAGUCAUCAUUAUGGCCCAGCAUCCACCCUCUACUGGACCCCUCCUGAUACAGCUAUUACCUCCACCACCGCAUCAGCUAUGCCCACCAUGAUGCCAAUGACCGUGGAGCCUUCAUCAUUACUCGGUUAG
Messenger RNA from Lichtheimia ornata, 1788 nucleotides. RefSeq lists its product as uncharacterized. NCBI's taxonomy places the organism in Eukaryota, Fungi, Mucoromycota, Mucoromycetes, Mucorales, Lichtheimiaceae. The transcript is spliced from 2 exons. Bases 1 to 1788 code for a protein of 595 amino acids. Gene Ontology annotation, cellular component: nucleus. Gene Ontology annotation, molecular function: DNA-binding transcription factor activity, RNA polymerase II-specific; RNA polymerase II transcription regulatory region sequence-specific DNA binding. Gene Ontology annotation, biological process: regulation of transcription by RNA polymerase II; neuron differentiation. The record is from RefSeq and is a predicted model, not a curated record.